UAUAUAUAUAUAUAUAUAUAUAUGACGUACAGAAUUAACCUUCCCCGUGGGUGUCCCAAUGAUCAGACUUGUGUUUUUGUUUACAAGCGUCACAAACACCUUUCAUAUUGUUACUAUUAUUUUGUAUUGUGUUGUUCUGGUCUUUGGCUUGGUUAGCCAUCCUUGGAGACGGCGUAUUUCCCUCAUGUAUUACAUGAAAGACAGAAAGGAAAAUGCCCCUCAUUGGUCCCAGUUGGUUAAGUGUGUUCCGAUCCCUGCCAAGGUCUGGAUGAACAUGAAUUGCACCAAAAAAAAGCCCGUGCCUUCCAACCACACAAGCGCACAAUAAAACAAGGAUUUGCCUGAUGUCUCAAAUCCCCAAAGGAGUGACUUGUUUGUGGCGUUGCUGCAGCGGCCUAAUGAAUGCCAGUGUCAAGGAAAUGAUCACAAAGCUUUUGAAUCCUAAACAGUCAAGUGGUAACCUGCUUUCUGCCAGCAUCAAUAAGAGUGAUGAUGAGAUGAUAGAAAAGUGAGGGCAACGGAGAGGAGAGGGGUUGGAGGUUAAACCCACAACUUUGACCCGCAGAGGUCAAACCGUAAGUGACCCGCUAUAUCGGUCCAUUUAGUGCUCUUCACGCCUUAUGUCACGUUUGACGUUUCACCGCAUCGUCACUGCACAGCGGUUACGAUUUUAGCCAUGCCCUCCAUCCCGUCGUCUUUAUCCUUCCAUUAAUAUUAUUUCAUCCUGUGAUCCCCUUCCUCGUUGCACAGCUCAAAGCCCUCCAUCUAAUUUUUAUCUUCUGCCAAAUGUAACGCUUUGUGACUGAGCUUAAUUCAUACCUUUUCUUACCCCCCUCACUCAUGUGCAUAAUAGCCCCCUUUUUGAUCUCCAUGUGAAAGUUCACUCUCCUGUUGAGAUUAUUGUUAAUAUAUCAUGAUUGAAACAUGGCUCUGUAUUGCAUUAUUCGCUCAUUUCCAGCUAUGUAGCCGGGGAAUCUCCAUAAUUAUCGCUGGGCGUGAAAGCAGUUCGUUACGAAACGCACCAUCGUAAUGGGGGCCUACUGCGUUUCCCUCGCCAUACUGAAAUGGACUGUGUCAUAUUGUUAUUCUGUUUUUCCUCCCGCUCAUCUCCCUCCCCAGCCCCCUUCCACAUUUACAUCUCCUCGCUUUCACCAUCCCCUCUGCUUCUCUUCUCUUAUCUGUCAGCAGAUAACUAUCAUGUGUAGUUUAAAAGGAUGAUUUGUUGUUAGGCAGGCGCGUGUCAGAAUAAGAGGGGGGGGGGGUGGAAGCUAAAUGAUGAAAUGAGCGGCGUGAGCGGCGCUGCCUUGUCUGUAAUGAAUCGUGCGGCGGGUUGAGGGGUCCGUGGGAGGUCUCUGUUUUGGUUCCAGUCGGCAGCACAAACACGGACCUCAGGUAGUGCGCUCAUCAGUCCUGCUGUUUCUCACCAUAUGGAGUCAAUGAUCUGGGAGAGACUGCCACACACACACACACACACACACACACACACACACACACACAUAUUUAGGUAGGUAGGUGUGACUAGUAUCCAUUGAGAAUAAUGUUUAUUUUUUUAUUGAUGCUGUCACCGACUAUAUGUUCAUUGUUAUGGUUGUUGUUUGAAUUGGUAUGAAAUCUCCUUGAUGUGUGUCUAAUAUUUGGAUUUUCAUGUAUGCUGGCCCAGUAACUCCAAUUUACAGCCACAAUAAAAACAAUUUAAAAAAGAAUAGCAUGCCACUAAAUAUAACAACAAAAAGAAUUGCAGCUAGAUACACUGAAAAUAGUUUCUUCUUAAAUUUGUUAAUAUUUUAUUUUGUCUUAUUUUGGUUGCACAAAAUAUUAUCAAGUGAAGCCAGCUGCAUUUUUAAAGUGGACUAUACAACGAUUUAAAAUCUACUUGGAUCCAGAUGAUUUUAUUUUGUGCAACCACUCGAUGAGAUAAAUUGAGUAAAUUCAACACCCAUUUUUUUUCACUGUACAUAAUAUUUUAGAAUGACUCCGUGAGCCUAUACCUGAACAACAUUGUUGUUGAAUUUUGUCGUUGCAAGGAAUAAAAGCAUCUGGCCCCAGAUGCAUUAAGUCAAAAAUGUAUCUGGAGCCAGAUGAUUUUAUUUUGUGCAAACACUUGACAAAAUAAAAUCGUGCAAAUUCAAUAGAUUUUUUUCUGUUUAUAUCUCCCGUGGUUAUCCCCAUCUGAUGGCCAUAUAGUGAAACUGCUCCCACCCUCCUCUGUAUAGACAUGCAUUUUCUUGUAUCAUCAUUUCUGUCGUUCAUAAUUGUGAAAAUAUUACAACACACGUGUCAUAAUAAUGCAAUUUUUUUUUUAAGAAACACGAUCAAUUGGAUAAUCUCCUUUUCUUCUCAUUCUUUCCAAACACUCAAUUGGACCCCCCCAAAAAACGUACAAGUACAAAUUGAAUUAGACGUUCCCGCCUCCGCACAAUUGAGAUAUAUGUUACAGAUGAUGUACCGUAUAAUGAAUGCCUAAUUUAUGUAAUUAGACCAUUAAGCAUAAUCCGAGCAUAUGCUCUGAAAGCCCCGAGGUCUUUUUCCAGGUACUCCCUUCUGAUGUCAGCGCGCACAGAACAACUAAUGGAGUGGCACGAGGCACACUUCUGAUAUCGCCUGUUUGAUCAUAUAUUAGAAUAGAGGAGAACCAUGCAAAAAAAGAAAAAGAAAAGUCGCGCGUCGUCCCUCUCCCGGCGCGUCGAUUUCCACAGUGCGGAUGGCCUUGAAGCAGCGCGAGCGUCGCGUCAACACGGGGUAAUUUUGGCAUUGAGGAGCUCCUUACGAGGACCCUCAGUCUGCUAAUUAAUUGUCAUUCCGCUGAAUAUUCAUACCUUACCAUCAGAGCGUCCUUAAUUGCACCGUAAAACAUCUCUCUUUGGGGACUGAAAUCACCGCGGACUUAAUUAGAAGCGUGGACCUAUUGGUUGACUUGGAAAUUGUUUUCGCGUGCCCGCUCUCACGCUAAUGCACAAGCCGUGACAAAUCUCUUAAAAAUCCUCAACACUGCGGGCGUGGGGGGGGGGGGGGUGCAAAAUGUAUGUUUUGAAUAUAUAUUUUCUGAUUGGAAAUUGAGGUUUUGCAGCAGGCAAGGAAUAUUUAUAUUUAACAUGUUUUUUUGUGUGUGUGUGUGUGUGUUUUUUUUUACACAGAAGGUGUAUACGUUUUAGGAGCAAAUUGCAUGCACAAACAAAUCUCCAAAACGAAUAAAGUAAAUGAUGCAAACACCGUACAUAUAAGACAUGAACAUAUUUCACAAUUAUAGGCAAACAUUUUUGCAAAAAGGAAAAUAAAUACAUGGUUCAGUGAGUAAAAAGCUCAAUGUCCCAAAUAAUGCGUCACCUCCAAAUUUGGAUUGUGGUUAAAUUGCAUUGUGAAGCACCGUGGCUCUGGGUGGCAGCAUAUCUCAACUGGCUUCAGUGUGUGACAAUAUUGUUUGGCUAUCAUUCGCUGCUUUAGGAUGAAUGGCAUCGAUCCUCUUUUAACAACAUUUGUUUCCUAUUGUGUUCGAGGGGGGCGCAGCAGAGGAGGGCAGACGUGUGAAAGUGGCUGUUUGAUUCUCUUUUUCAUCCCCGUGACCUCGGCUUUUGUGUCUGCUCACCCUGGGAAUGUCACGCCUCACUACUCUACUUUAAGAUGUUGCAGAGAGUGCCCUUUGUUUUCCUUCCUUUUUUUUUUUAACCGCGCACAAAAUUGUUCUUGGAUGUAGCCCCCCUCCCCCCACCCCGUCCCCCGCCUCUAAAGGAUACUUCAGACCGAGGCACGGUUCACAAGUGCAAUGCAAUUUGGCUUAUCCCAACCUUUGUUCGGCUUUCUCUACAAAUGACCAAACAUAGUGCAGACUUGAUCGACUGCUGCUUGAACUCGGGAGUUUGGGUGCAUUCACACUCAAGAGUCACGGUGGUAUUUUUUUCACCGUGUGCACUGGACUGAUAUCCCAUCAAUUUGGAGCCACACACUUUGUGCGUGACAUGAGAAAAAAAAUGUUCACGGCGCUUUUUUUCCAACUGCACAUAAACAAAUACGAUUGACAAAGAUGAAUGAUUUCAAUGAGGCUAAUAUGCGUCAAGAAGAAUGGCGCGUUCAAGCACACGUGACAUUUACAGCAUUUGCAGGAUAAAAUGAGCGUAAAUUCCAGAUGAUGUGAUUGACUUUUACGCGCGUGAAUUAAACACAAAAGGGCCCCUUUUUUUUAUCGUUUUGGUAAAUGCACCACUGAAUGGGUGUCAAAAGUUGUUUAUCCAUGGCGAUGUGUUGUCAUUAUUCGCACUUCCUUUUGCACAAAACCUUUUGGGCCGAACAUUAAUAGGAACUGACAGGUGUUAAAAGCCACUCUGCAGGGGAAGAGAACCCCCCCAGCCCCCCGCCCCCCCUAAAAAAGUACGCUGUUUAAAGAUAUUUUAAGUAUCCACCAUCUUGCAACAUUAGUUUUCAUAAACAUUUUAUUUCAUUAUAUUUUCUUUUCCAAAUGAUCUCUGAGAUAAUGUCCGUCUACGGAUAUCUUGUGCUUUCUUUAGUUCUUUCUAUUUAUUUUUUUUUCGCCCAAAAUGUUCCCCGCAAUGCAAUUCUUUUUUGUAAUCCGUCAGACUGGUGAUGGGGCGCAUUGUGGAUUUAUUGGGGUGGCGGCGGUGGUGUAGGUGGGGGGGGGGUGGAAUUAGCAUAAAUUAUGAGCAAAUCUGCGUGUGCGUGUGUGUGGUCCUCGCCAUUGCAAACCCUCCAAGCGGAAAGGUGGCCCUGGGUUCUCCCCCUUCCCCCCUAAAAAAUAAAUAAAUAAAUAAAAGCUUGAAUAGCAGUCGUUCAAAAUAGGCUUCCCAUUUGGUUUUCACAUUCAUAUAAUUGACUUAUGGAUAUUUUAUACAGUUUUCCCGCACACCAUCUUCAAGGGUUUAUUUGCAUUCCUGAAGUACUUCUCAGUACGCUUUCCAUAAACACAAAGGGGCUGCCUGAUUGCCUCGUCAAGUUGGAGUUUGAACAGCAUUUGUUUGCAUUGGGUUGUCAUGUUUUCAUACCGUCCGCUUCCCCCGAAAUGUUUACAGUGCCUUUUUGUAAACAAUGAAACAAUACAUCAAUCCCUUUAAUAAACUAAAUAGGGAUGAGAAAAAAAUAAUCAUUAAUGUGAUUCAUUUAAACAUUUUUUUACACGUCUCUCGUUUAAAAUGACCGUGUUAUCACCAUGCAAAAUACACGGACUGAAAUAAACUGAAAGUAACUGAUACACACGGGCCGUUUCAUAUCUGUCGGAAAAACAAUGCGGGCGCAUUUGCCCUUUAAAUGAAACUAAAAUAAAACUUCUGCCGCCUGUCAUGUCAAAUAUGUGUGCAAGUGUCAAGCAUAAGAGCAUACCUCCACACCCUGAGUGCCAUCGCCGUUCAAUUCGGGCCGCCGAGCCUUUUCACCCCUUUUUCUGCCUUCAAAUGGAAAUGAUUUCCAUUGGCCCAAGGUGUCCGUGUAAAUGGGUGUAAAUGAAACCAGAUUAUGCCUUCCUCCUCCCUCCCUCCCUCCCUCCCUCCUCUUCCUCCUCCGCCUCCUCCCUCUCCGCCUCCUCCUCCCAUGGCAAUUGUCAUGUGAUAGCAAAGAGGUGGCACAUUAAUGGAAGCGCCUCGGCGGGGGUCUUUUCUGCUCAUGUCACGACAUAAAACUAUCAGAUGUUUCGAGGAGGGCCAUGGAGGCAUCUUCCACUUAGUCCGGGACGCCCCGAUGAAGUCUUGUGAGCUCCUCUAGCGGGACCAAGCUGAGAAAACACGUCCGAGCAAGCAAGCCGCCCCACUUUCUGUCGGCGCACAAGCUGGGAAAACAAGUCCUGCGUGAAGAAACUCGCACCGAGGAAUUAAGAGUGACUACUUGUUUCUUUGCGUGUUGGGUUUUUUUGAGGGGGGGGGGGCGGGGGGAGGAGGGCUGUUGUGUUGAAAACUUGUCUCGAGGAUGCCUCGUCCGGGGAGAAACACGUACAGCGACCAGAAGCCUCCGUAUUCGUACAUCUCUCUGACGGCCAUGGCCAUCCAGAGCUGCCCGGAGAAGAUGCUGCCCCUGAGUGAAAUCUACAAGUUCAUCAUGGAUCGCUUCCCUUACUACCGAGAAAACACGCAGCGGUGGCAGAACUCGCUGAGGCACAACUUGUCCUUCAACGAUUGCUUCAUCAAAAUCCCCCGUCGCCCCGACCAGCCGGGCAAAGGCAGCUUCUGGGCGCUGCACCCCAGCUGCGGGGACAUGUUCGAGAACGGCAGCUUUCUGAGGCGACGCAAGCGCUUCAAGGUGCUCGGCGCUUCCGACCACCUGGCCCCCAGCAAGCAGUCGGACGCCGCCCACUACCUCCAGCAGCAGGCCAAGCUGCGGCUCAGCGCCCUGCAGGCGGCCACCGGCACGCACCUGCCCCAGAUGUCCACCUACAACCUCGGGGUGUCCCACCAGACCUCCACCUUCAAGCACCCGUUCGCCAUCGAGAACAUCAUCGCCAGAGAGUACAAGGUCCCCGGGAGCUUGGCCUUCUCCACCAUGCAGUCCAUGUCGGCCGGCUACCCGCUGCACAACCAGCUCACCUCGGCCUGGCCGCACGUGUACAACAGCGGCGUGAUGGACGCGGCGGCGCCCAUCCCCAUGGCGCCCGGCGACUACGGCGCCUACGGCGUGCCCAUCAAGUCGCUGUGUCACGGGGCGCAGACUCUACCGGCCAUCCCGGUGCCCAUCAAGCCCACGCCGACCUCCAUGGCCGGCUUCUCGGCGCUCCCCCACCACCUGCCCGCCUUCCUGUCCAACUCGCCGCAGUCCCUGAGCCCGACUUCGCCACAGACUGCCACCAGCCAAAGCAGCCCCGCCACCCCCAGCGAGACGCUCACCAGCCCGGCGACGCUCCAGUCGGUGGCCGUGCACUGACCAAACGGAUCGGACUGAACGAAAAACUGCUGGUAUAGCGAAUCCAAAGUUUAGAUAUCUGUCGUACGUCGGACUCUAUUCAAGGCGAGUUUUCCUUAUUGAUUCACUUGUGUAUAUGUUGAAUGUGUCGCUUUAAAUCGUGUCCUGAAAAAAAAAGUCCAGCACAAGAAUUUCGCAGUAUUGCUCUUCAAGAAAAUCUAAAUUAUUUGAAAAGUUCAUAUCGACUUAAACGUGUUGAGGAGGGGCGGAGGGUGUAAGGCCCUGAAUGGGUCAAUAGGUUUCAGUUUUAUACUCGCAAAACUUUUGCACACUUUUCUGUGCGGCCACUGUAACGUCGAUGACACUGACGCUUUCCUCGAAUAAUGGAGUAAUGGACGAGGGUAUACCAAAUAGACUAGAUUUAUUUCCCUGUUUAAAAAAAAAACAAUAACACAAAAAGAAAAAAAAAUCAUUUCAAUAUCGAAAAA
Hippocampus zosterae (dwarf seahorse) is the source of this 7319-nucleotide messenger RNA. It is a transcript of the gene foxb1a, whose product is annotated as forkhead box B1a. Bases 5905 to 6852 code for a protein of 315 amino acids. Gene Ontology annotation, molecular function: RNA polymerase II cis-regulatory region sequence-specific DNA binding; DNA-binding transcription factor activity, RNA polymerase II-specific. The transcript has a single exon. Gene Ontology annotation, biological process: regulation of transcription by RNA polymerase II; anatomical structure morphogenesis; cell differentiation. NCBI's taxonomy places the organism in Eukaryota, Metazoa, Chordata, Actinopteri, Syngnathiformes, Syngnathidae. The record is from RefSeq and is a predicted model, not a curated record.